GCACCUCGUCUCCUCCCCGGUCCCCCUUUGUCCCAUUCCCCCACCAUGCACGGCCCCAUCCUCAUAUUUGAAGACGAUGGAAACAGCACAAGCCCGUAUCCCGACAUUCCCCUCGACAAAAAAUCAUGUCGUCUCAUGGGACCCACAGCUCUGAUCGUGCAGGCCCUCAUGGCCGUCCUCGUCCUCCUCUCCCUCCUCUACAAGCGCAAUCGCGAGUCCCCAAAGCGGCCCUGGCGAAUCUGGCUAUUCGACGUAUCCAAGCAGCUCUUUGGCCAGGCGUUCAUACACGGCGUAAACGUCCUCAUUUCGGACGUCAGCUCACAUGUAUCGGCGGGAAACGCGUGCACCUUCUACUUCCUCAACAUCCUUGUCGAUACCACAUUAGGCGUGGGGCUCAUAUAUGUCUUUCUCCAUGUCUUUGCCUAUGUCCUCAACGAGAAGCUCCAUCUUACUGGCUUCGAGUCCGGCAAGUACGGUGAUCCGCCUUCCUACUCGUUUUGGCUCCGCCAGGCCGCAGUCUACGUCGUUGCUCUCUCCGCGAUGAAGCUGAGCGUCAUUGGCCUCUUCGCCGUGUGGCCCGGUAUCUCCAAGGUCGGCGACUGGUUGCUGAGCUGGACCGAGAUUGGAUCCGGCGAGACGUUCCAGGUCAUCUUUGUCAUGGGCCUCUUCCCGAUCUUGAUGAACAUCCUCCAGUUCUGGCUCAUCGACUCCAUCGUCAAAGCCUCCGCGACGAACCUCACCCUCCCCACGUCCCGCCGCACGAGCGACGAGCGCGACCGCGAGCCGCUCUUCCGCGCGCACUCUGACGAUGACGAUGACGACGACGACCAUGGAUACGACCAUCGUCACGAUCUCGAGGCUCCCCCGCCUGUCUCUGCUUCUACCUCACGCGUCACCUCGCGCGACGAUCUCAAGACCGUCGUCGGCUCCGCAUCCGAUACAAAGUCCAUCCCCAGCGGCCCCACCACCCCGCGCUCCAUCUCCUCCCGCCCUUCCAAGACGGAAGUGUCCGCCGCGGACGCACAGCACGAAUACCCACCCGAGGGCAGCGUCUCGUCGUCGUCUUCGUCGUCGAGGAUAAGUCACCACUCUCCGGCGUCGCGACACCGGUAUAAGCAGGCGCCCCCGCCUGCGCUGGACUUUGAGUGUAUUGCACAUACGCCGGCGGAGAAUGUUGUUACGCCUGCGACGGGUGAUCCGGCGGCGGCGGCGAAGCGGCUGUCUGCGGUGGUGCGGAUGGACGUCGGGCGUCUGUCGCCUGGCUCGGCGGGUGCCGCCGGCGUUUUGAUGGCGCAGGAGGGAUCCAAUGGCCAAGCUGGGAGGGCCGCGCAAGACGACGUGGAUGACUGGGCGAACCGUGUCGGCGAGGACGAGUGGACUGGCCGCCGGAUGGGCGCGCGGAAGGAGGACGUGGAGGAGGCGUGGCGGAGUCCGGCGGUGAAGCGCGUGGGGUCGUGAGGGCGCGGACUUUGAGAACGUUGACGCGGACAUUUCAAGGUGCAUGAUACGGUGCAUAUACCAUUUGCAUAGACUCGAGUUAUGGCUUUCACGCGGGUUUUUAGUGUACGUUAUUUACAUAUUGUUUGACUAAGUACUGUUCC
Coniophora puteana RWD-64-598 SS2 is the source of this 1601-nucleotide messenger RNA. RefSeq lists its product as uncharacterized. The transcript is spliced from 5 exons. Lineage: Eukaryota; Fungi; Basidiomycota; Agaricomycetes; Boletales; Coniophoraceae. The coding region runs from base 46 to 1458 and encodes 470 amino acids. The record is from RefSeq and is a predicted model, not a curated record. Gene Ontology annotation, cellular component: membrane.